AUGCUUUUGCCAAGUUGCAAGGCUGGAGGCGACGCCUCUUAUCCCUCCCUCUCUCCCUCCCUGCCGGAGGGACCACUCAAAAGCGCUUUCUGCAGCGACAAGUCGAACAAAAGAGCCGAGCCGAAGGCAGCUGGAGGGCUCGGAAGCGUAAAAGUCUUCUUUGAGGCUUCUUCUCUGGGGAGAAGGAGGAGCCAGCAAAGCGAAAGGAAAAAACGAGUCGUGCAGAAAACCAAGCGGCGCCAGGGCGCAGCUCUUGCGGAGAGGCUCUCCAUGAAGCCGUGGCUUCUCUUCUCCUGCUUGCUGCCCUUCCUGGGAGCCGGAGAGGGUCGGCGUCCCGGAUCCAGGCAUCCCAGGAGCAGCGAGGGGACGGAGGAAGCCGCCUUGCAGGAAAGUAUUAAGAGAAUCAAGCAUUUGAAUUCCUUAUCAUCUAGCGACAACGCUACUGCUACCUAUGGAAUAAAUAAAUUUUCCCACUUGUUUCCUGAAGAAUUUAGAGCGACUUACUUACAAAGUAGACUUUUUAAAGUUCCCAAGUAUGUGCCGGGAGCGAGCCUAGAGGGCACAGACGCACCCUUACCAGCAAAGUUUGAUUGGAGGGACAAGAAUGUCGUUACCAGCGUGCGGAAUCAAGAAGCGUGUGGCGGCUGUUGGGCUUUCAGCGUUGUCAGUGCAGUAGAGUCCGCAUACGCAAUUAAAGGGAACGUUUUGGAGAACCUCAGCGUGCAGCAGGUUAUCGACUGUUCAUACGAGAAUAAAGGCUGCAGCGGUGGCUCUACGGUUACUGCGCUGAGUUGGCUGAAUCAGACACGCGUGAAACUGGUGAGGGAUGCAGAAUAUUCUUUUAAAGCUGAAACAGGAAUGUGCCAUUACUUCAGCCGUUCUGAUUUUGGAGUUUCAGUCACAGGCUAUACCUCUUAUGAUCUAAGUGGCCAUGAAGACGAAAUGAUGAGGAUGCUAGUUAAAUAUGGGCCUUUGCCAGUAAUUGUAGACGCAAUCAGCUGGCAGGAUUAUCUUGGGGGCAUCAUCCAGUAUCACUGCUCCAGUGGAGAAGCAAAUCACGCUGUUAUAGUUACUGGUUAUGACACGACAGGUAGCAUUCCUUAUUGGAUUGUUCGAAAUUCCUGGGGUACUUCGUGGGGAAUAGAUGGCUACGUACGCAUUAAGAUAGGUUCCAAUAUCUGUGGCAUCGCUGAUGAAGUUUCUGCCGUGUUUGUGUGAAGCAGUUGCUCUGAACGCAGAAUCGGUGACAGACAUUUCAAACACUAUUUUUCCACGAUGUGAAGGAGUGUUAUUCUUGGGAAGGGACUUGUGGGCAUUCUGACGGCAACAAACAGAAGAAUCCCCUUCCAGCAAGUGCCAUAAAACUUUUAUUUUUGGGAACUUGAUAUCCGCUCUGCAGCGUAUUCUAGACCAUCAAUUGUGCAAACAGAAGGAAUUUUAUAUUACCAGCUCUAGUCUCAGUUUUGGGAAUCUUGACUCCACCUGCACUUAGCACAGUAUUUUAAAUAAGAGUUGAGCAAUUGUGGUCAGAGAACUGGAUUUAUAUCAGGGAGGCCUGAGUUCAUCAGCUACCAUAUCCUUGCUGUGCAGCCUUAGACAAAAACCACACUCUCUGCCUCAGUUCCCAGUCUGUAAAAUGAUAACAUACCUUCUUACAAUAAUUUUGUGAUUACAAAAUACAAAUUUAUAAAACAUGUUGCAAAUUAAAGUCAGAACUAUAUGUAUGUUGAACAUACAGGGUGCAUCCCUCUUAUUCUAGCAUUUUGUAGAAUAUACUGGUAAUAAUCAUAAUAUUGUUUUUAGUUUAUUGAUUUUAUCUUUUGAAUGUUUGAAGGAGUUAUUUUUCUACUGAUUUUAUUGAUGAUUUUAUUGUUCUUUUGUAAAUCACUUUGAGGUGGGGUUUUUUAACAACCAGUGUAUGAACUUUAUGAAAUGAUAAAUAAAUAUUUGCAGUGCUGCAGGAGUAA
This is a messenger RNA of Podarcis muralis (Common wall lizard), 1967 nucleotides long. RefSeq names its product cathepsin O (gene CTSO). Gene Ontology annotation, biological process: proteolysis. The record is from RefSeq and is a predicted model, not a curated record. NCBI's taxonomy places the organism in Eukaryota, Metazoa, Chordata, Lepidosauria, Squamata, Lacertidae. Gene Ontology annotation, molecular function: cysteine-type peptidase activity.